ACCGCUCCUUUACACUAGCAUAGCCAAGAUGCACACUAGAGCCUCUCACUGAGAGACUAAUGAGUUUGCCUUGCUAAGACACCACAAAGGGGCCACAAAGGCGGAGCUCCAGCUGGGCGGAUUAAGUAGGAGCAGGGCUGAUAGUAGCUGCUGUGUUCUCCACUGAGAGGCAUUCUUGUGUUGCUGACACCCAACGGACACACUGGAGAUGCACAGUGGACACAGAGAACCUGCUGUUUUUCUCUUCCUUUGCCAGGCCCACUGUCUGAUGGGGAGAUGCCGGAGAGCUGGAAUGCCUCCUCCAACAGCCUGGAGGUGCGUGCUGCGGGCAUCAUCGUGCCCGUGGUCUUCUUCCUCAUCUUCCUCCUGGGCACAGUGGGGAAUGGGCUGGUGCUGGCUGUGCUGCUGCGCAAUGGCCAGGUGAAGUACAACACCACCAACCUGUUCAUCCUCAACCUGGCCAUGGCAGACCUCUGCUUUAUCAUCUGCUGCGUCCCUUUCCAAGCCACCAUCUACACACUGGAUGGGUGGCUCUUUGGCCCCUUUGCCUGCAAGGCUGUGCACUUCCUCAUCUACCUCACCAUGUACGCCAGCAGCUUCACCCUGGCAGCCGUCUCUGUUGACAGAUACCUGGCCAUUCGUUACCCACUGAAAUCCCGGGAUCUCCGGACCUCCCGGAAUGCAGCGGUUGCCAUCAUAGUGAUCUGGACCCUGUCACUGCUUUUUGCAGGGCCCUACCUCAGCUACUACCAGAUUGUCCACUACCAUGGGCUGCCCAUCUGUGUCCCCAUCUGGGAGGACCAACGCCGGAAGAUCCUGGACAUCCUCACCUUUGUGUUUGGGUACCUCCUGCCCGUGGUUGUUGUGAGCUUGGCCUAUGCCAGGACCAUCAAGUUCCUGUGGACCUCCCUAGACCCCAUCUAGAGAAUCUCAGAGUCCCGUAAGGCCAAGUGCAAGGUCACCAAGAUGAUUGUGGCUGUGGCCAUAAUCUUCUGCCUCUGCUGGCUGCCCCACCACCUGGUCAUCCUUUGCUUUUGGUUUGGCUACUUCCCCUUCAACCGAGCCACCUAUGCCUGCCGCCUGGCCUCCCAUUGCCUAUCGUAUGCCAACUCCUGCCUCAACCCCAUCAUCUAUGCCCUCAUCUCUAAGCAUUUCCGCAAGAAGUUCAAGCAAGUCUUCACUUGCCUCCUCUUCCAGAACAAGAGCAGGAAGAAGAAGAGAGCUGGCAAUAAAGUCCACGUAACCAAUGUGGCCAACAAUGCUGCUGGUGUGUAUGGAGGUAACACCGAGGUCACCCAGAUCCAGGAGGAAAAUGCCAGGUGCUGCCAGGGCUGGCUGCGGAAAGACGCUGAAGACACCCAUCUCCCUGAGGCAUGGACUCAUCAGCUACAGGAUGCCACUGUCUCUGCUCAGAGAAGACUGCUGGCUGAAGAAAGUUCGGUAACAACUGGCAAUCCACUGGCUGUGACCUCACCAGGGAGACCUCAGGGCCUGCUGAUCGUCCACUGAUAAUAUAAAGCAAGAGGAGAAAUGCAUAAACCAGUGAGGGAGUCACCCUUCCACCCUUCAGUAUGCGAGCAGAUGGAACGAUGUAGUCCCUGGGAAAUUGCAUUGCAGUGAUGGCUAAUCUUAACAGUGUCAGCUAUGGCUUCUUUAUGAUUGUUUCACCCCUACCCAUUUGUCUCUACCAUUCUUGUGGGAGCAGUGGAAUCCAUCAGUGGAAAUUCAGAAAGUAGGAGCAUGCUAACAUAAAAACGAGAGACAUGGAGAACUAGACACAGCAUGAUCACUGGGGAAAGGACUGGACUCCCAGUGCCCUGGGCGCUAUACUGAAAGUCUCUGGUGAGGAGAAGGGGAAGGAGUUUUACUACCAUGUAUGAUAUGACGCCAUACAAUUAACUGUGUGAUCUAGUAUAAGGCGUUGCCCACACAUUGGAGUUCAAGGAUCUGAACUUACCUCUUGAGGUUAACCAGAUUAACUAGACCCUCGAUAAGCCCUGUGCCUGUGUCUACUGCUCACAAUCACCCAGGGGGUAUUCCCCCUACACAUUUAGGCCUACAUUUUCAUCAAUGCCCACUAAUUUUGCAUGGUAUCUUGGGUACUGGAAAAUUGAGACGAGCAAAAUUAACGUACCCUGUUUGAAAACACAGGCUGUAGUGUGGGUAUCAGGAUACUGUGGGGAGUGGUUGGAAGAAUGUGUGUGUGUGUAGCUAUGUGUGAAGAGAGUUAGUCAUUUUGUUUGGACUAGGGAUGGGAAUAGGAUCUCUGUGUGUGUAUGUGAGAAUGGGGCAGUUCAAAAUUUCCAUUGCUGGAAAAACGGGGGCAAUGUCUCUAAUGUCCCAGUCAGCAGAAUUCUGUUCCACACCUGUGUGUCUUCUCCUCUUUAGUAAUUCCCAGCAAGUUUAGGCCUUGCUCCAGUGCAAAUCCUCCACCCCCAGCUACUCUGCUCUGUAUCAGAGAGGGCCUUGUUUACAAUCCUAGCACAAAACCCCAAUUGCAAGGAAGUCAGCAGCUCAUAUCAAUGGCUUAUUAUACUAAUUCUACCACCAUCACUGUUAUUAAAAUUAUUUAUUAUACAGCAAGUAAAAAUGGAAAACCUGGUAUUAUUACAUCUCAGUGUAGCCUCCCACGUAUGCUGAUAGACCCAUAGAAGCUUCAGAUGGAAAAGCUGUUAGUUUAUUAAGUCGGUCUCUUCCCUCCACCCUGGCAAAGCAGGAUUAUUCCCUAUGGGUCACUUCCUAGUGCUUUGUCCACUCUAGCUUUACAUGUCCCAAGCAAUGGAGCUUCCACCACUUCUCUUGGGACUCUUCCUAAGGCUAAUACAUCUUUCCAUCAGUGUAUCCUGAUAUUUGUCUUUGGUUCCUUUCCAAAUUCAUCCCAUUAUUCCUAGCUACACCCCUUUAUUCCACCCUAAAUAAUCCCCCUCCUUCCUUGGUGUUUACACCAUUCAAAUAGCUAAGAGUCUAUUGUGUUCCACUCCCCUGGAUUGCUGUAUAGCUAAGAUAUAUGUAAUUUAAUUCUUUCAAUAUCCUCUCAUAAAUCAUUCGCUGCAGGCCUUCUCUGACCUGCAUCCAAUCUGUCAAUAUCUCACGGGCACUGUGAUUCCCAGAAUUCAGUGCAGUGUUUCAGGUUCGAUCUUGCCAGUGCCUGACAUAAGGAGGACUGUCACUUCCCUGCCCUGUGAUGUGAUCUCUGUAACAGAUUGGAAAAGAUCUUUUGGAUGGUGGUGUCCACCUCCCACAGCCAGCCAAGGCAGAGGGCAGGAUGGGUCCCUACCUUUCUAGAGUAGUACUCUCACUGUUCUCUUUGCAAGCAUGUAGAGGCUUUGUGGAGCGGCUUCUGGCAUA
Gopherus evgoodei (Goodes thornscrub tortoise) is the source of this 3348-nucleotide messenger RNA. RefSeq names its product galanin receptor 3 (gene GALR3). Gene Ontology annotation, molecular function: galanin receptor activity. Bases 277 to 924 code for a protein of 215 amino acids. NCBI's taxonomy places the organism in Eukaryota, Metazoa, Chordata, Testudines, Testudinidae. Gene Ontology annotation, biological process: neuropeptide signaling pathway; adenylate cyclase-modulating G protein-coupled receptor signaling pathway. Gene Ontology annotation, cellular component: membrane. The record is from RefSeq and is a predicted model, not a curated record. The transcript is spliced from 2 exons.